This is a messenger RNA of Galdieria sulphuraria, 929 nucleotides long. RefSeq lists its product as uncharacterized. The coding region runs from base 4 to 240 and encodes 78 amino acids. Lineage: Eukaryota; Rhodophyta; Bangiophyceae; Galdieriales; Galdieriaceae. The transcript is spliced from 2 exons. The record is from RefSeq and is a predicted model, not a curated record.
UAUAUGCUCAACUUGUUGAGAACCAUUCAAAAUCAAGCAAAUAAAAGGACGUUCUUGAACGCCUUGGUUGUGUCCACCUGUUGCAUAUUAUUUUCGAAGUACCCCUUUAUUUUUAUGAAUGACAAGGUUUUCAAGGGUGACUUAUGUCUAAAACCAUAUGUAAGUUGUAAGAAUGAUAGUAGUGAAACGGGUAGCGAUGUUGUUUUUGAAACGCGGCUAUCAGAAGUUGUCAUUGGGUAACUAAUGUGGUGUGGUUGUUGAGAAGGGAAGUGGUACUAAGACGGUGUAAAUGGAAAAAAAAGAAAAGGAGCUUUUCUGUGAAACAGUACUUGCCUCGUCAAAAGUGCUACUUACCUUUUUUUCCUCUCCCAUUCACUCAAGGUUGUGUUGGUGAAAGUAGUGGUAGUUGUAGUUGACAAAACUUGAAAAGGAGACAACACAUUUUGUGGAAAAAUUCGUUUGGUAGGAUAAUAGAUGAAGUAGCUCUGAAAGAAAUUCACGAAAGAUCGUAAGAAUACCGACAAUAUUAUAUGAGUGCAUAUUGUUGUUAUCAGAAGGACUCUCUUUUCCGACUAGAGUUUAGCUUUGAUUUAGAAGGUACAGCUCAACAAUUGGCAGAUAACCCACGAAUUAUAUACAAACAGACAGUUUGGUUUGCAUACUUGCACGAACCAUAAAACAUUCCUGGAGCAUCACAGUAAAAUCAAGCAAUUGACGACACAACUUGAAAUUCAUCUACAGCCACCAUCACUACCACUACAAGAGUGAGCCCAAGCCCAACAUGCUAUGGCACAGUGUUUCGUUAGACAAGGAAAAAGAGUUGUAUUUCUAUCUUUUACUGUGUUCUUUGUUGUUGGCGUAACCAGAGAAUCGUCAUUGUGUUUUAUUUAUUUAGAAUUGCACAUGGAAAUAAAUAAGUGAUGUUCUAC